Melanotaenia boesemani (Boeseman's rainbowfish) is the source of this 1794-nucleotide messenger RNA. RefSeq lists its product as uncharacterized. The transcript has 4 exons. The record is from RefSeq and is a predicted model, not a curated record. NCBI's taxonomy places the organism in Eukaryota, Metazoa, Chordata, Actinopteri, Atheriniformes, Melanotaeniidae. The coding region runs from base 196 to 1794 and encodes 532 amino acids. Gene Ontology annotation, molecular function: zinc ion binding.
UACUCGCUGCACUGGAGAAUAGAGAUAUUGUUUUGGCAGAAGGAAAAAGAUGGUUAUUAAAUCAACAUUUUAUCACAAAGAACAGUGUUUGCAGGUUUUCAUUCACCAACCGGAGGUAAAGGGUUCUGGACUCUGGUAUCCGCUACAUCUGCCUCAUCCCAAUGGCCUGUCUUCAUUACUGACUGAUGUACCACCAUGAGACCUGAGCAAGACCCAAAGAAACCUAAGGCCAGAUGCCAGCAUGCUGUGGAUCAAAAAUUACCAAUUGAUCCAGCUGUAGACGGUGGUGCAUGGUAUAACAUCAAAGCUGCAUCACAGCGAGGGUCAAGUCCAGCAAAUGAGGAUCUUCAACCAAAGGAUGGAAACUGGAAAGAUUUUCCUCAAAGCGGCAUACCGGUUUGCUUCAAUUCUGGACAUAUUUAUCACCACAUCAUAGAAUCAGUGCAAGAAAAUAGUGAUGUGGAAGAUGAAGGAUUACACUGUCAAACAACAAAACCAUUGAGAAGAGGAAGACAGUUGUUUGAGAGUCAAAAUGUGACCAUGAUGCAGGAUUUAUAUCAAGGUAACCAGUAUCAUGUUAAAGCAAAAGUUCUUGGAAGCAUGCGAAAGAUCACAUACAAUGUUGUGAUAGUUCUCUCCACGAACACUGGGUUUGUGCAAAAUGCUUCCUGUGAGUGUAAGGCUUCCUCACUUGGGCGCUGUAGUCAUGUGGCUGCAGUUCUCUUUGCAAUAGAUGACUGUAAGAACUCCAGAAGUGAUGAAUCCUGUACAAGCAAACCAUGCACCUGGAAUGUUGGCAGGAAGGUGGGCAAAAACCCAAAGUCCAUCACAGAUGCUCAGUAUCCAAACAGAAAGCGGAAGAUGUCUGCUGUAAUAAACUUUGACCCUAGGCCUACUUCUUUGCGGAGGACAUCGCUAACACAUGUGGAGAUGAACAAUUUUGUGAGAGAUCUACAAACUGCAAGUUCUCCUCAGGGUAGUAUGUGGGAGACCAUCAUCCCCAUGCAUUAUGACAACUACACCCUCUCCAUUGAUGAAACAGGCUUGUUACAACAAAAGGUGGGCAUAAUUUGCCAAAAUCUGAUGCCCAGUGUGAGUGGUAUCACAGAACUAUGUUCUGUACAGGGGGAUGAGACUUGGUUUGCUGAGCGCAGACUUAGGGUAACUGCAUCUAUAGCCAAAUCAGUAGUAACAGCUUCAAGUGACUGUGUUAGAGCAAACCUGGUGAAAAGAAAGCUAUGGGAACCACCUGUGAAAGCUGUUAGUCUGGAGUAUGGCCAUGUAAAUGAGGCUAAGGCAAGGCAAAGCUUUGUGGAGAAAUUCCCGAACAUGACAGUUAGAGAGACUGGACUGUGGGUAAACUCUGAGUAUCCCUACCUUGCUGCCUCACCAGAUGGCCUGUUGCAUGACAGAGACUUGGACAGUCACGGGGUGUUGGAAAUAAAAUGCCCCAUAUCACUGAAAGAAGCACAUCCAAAAGACUUCUACACAGCACUGAGCAAGAAACAGCUGGCAGGUUUCUGUUUGAAGGUAGAUGGGGAUGAGGUAACCAUGAGUAAAAAACAUGAGUACUAUUACCAGGUGCAGAUGCAAAUGGGCGUUUUACAGAGAGAGUGGUCCUACUUUGUUAUUUGGAGCCCAAAAGGAAUGAUAGUUAAAAAAAUAUUGUUUGACAAAGAUUUCUUUGACGCUAUGGUUCCUGUUCUGAGAAACUUCCACUGUAAUUACCUGUGCCCAGAGUAUGUAGAAAUGAGACUUCCUAGACACCUUCCGAUUCUGAGUUUGAACUAUUGA